Molecule: messenger RNA, 3008 nt
Organism: Epinephelus moara (kelp grouper)
Lineage: Eukaryota; Metazoa; Chordata; Actinopteri; Perciformes; Serranidae
Exons: 3
Coding region: 1625-2965 (446 amino acids)
Source: RefSeq, a predicted model, not a curated record
CACUCGAUUCCCACGUUAAAUCCAAUAAACACCAGGCCUCUCUGAAAGCAGCACGUGAGUCUCGUGGAAUUGCCCAGUUCUAUCCGGUGGCAGGCACAUCCACAAAUGAUGCUUCAAAUGAUAUACGCGACCUAAUGGGCUCGACACAAACGAUGAAGGCAGAAGUUCUGUGGGCAUUGAACACCGUGGCGAAACACCAGUCGUACAGAGCUAACGACAACAUCGGGGAACUGUUCAAAGUAAUGUUUCCCGACUCGACGAUCGCCAAAACAUUCCAGUGCGGAAGAGACAAGACCGCCUAUAUUAUCCGAUUUGGAGUGGCCGAGUUCGUCAAAAAGGAUCUAAUCGCAAAGGUGUCCGGGCCAUUUGUGAUCAUGUUUGACGAAAGUUUCAACUGUGCAACAAAAAAUAAACAACUGGACCUUCACGUACGGUACUGGGAUGACGGCCAGGUACACUCCAGGUACCUUGGGUCACAGUUCAUGGGCCAUGCCACAGCAAAUGACUUGAUGAAGGAGGUCAAAGUAAGUAGUGUUUUUAUUAGAAUAAUUUAUGUAAGCUGCACAUAACUAUUGCCCACCAUAAUUUAUUUAUAUACUCUGAACAUAUGUCUACCCACCUUUUCUAGCUGUAAAUAACUGCAUUAAAUCUGUAAAUACUAUAUUAAUCUGUACAUACUGCAUUUUAUCUGUACAUAUAUUCAGGGUGUGAUUUGUGGGGGGGGGGUCAUCCCCACCUCUGUUUUUUUUUUCAACCUUACUUCUGCUAAGUAUUUUCAUCCUAGGGGGUGACACGAGGUUUGCUAACUCAUUAACAGCCAUUUAAAAUACAUCAGUGCAUGCCUGUUUGUCUCUCGUACAUUGAUAGGGGCUCUAUUACAUCCCGAUCUCCGGGAAACUGCAAGCAAAAAAGUGCGCUAACGCUAGAAAGUGAUGUGUGCGACUGCGCGCGCGCGCGUGUGUGUGUGAGAGAGCGUCUUGAUUGCUCUGUGUUGUUUAUUAGAGUGAUCAUCUACUUUUUAAAAACAUAGACCUAUCUUUGGCACAUUGGAGUGAUCAGCGUGUAUCUAUGGUCCUGAUCAUUUUGUUACCUCAUGAGCGCAUUGCAGACGUCACAGUGAGAAAAAAAUGACAAUUGAAUUAAUAUUUAUGGCAGUUACAUUUUGUUGGUUGGUUGAUUUAACUUCACUAGUUUCAAAUGUGAUAAAUAUGAAAAGGCUGAUGGUCACAUCAAGUUAAAAAUCGUGUGUUUUCAUGAAUUAAAAAAAAAAAACCAAACAUCCCCCCCUUCUGUUUUUUUGACGAAUCGCACCCUGCAUAUAUUGCACUUUGGCUAUUUGCACUUCUGAUUAGAUGAUUAACUGCAUUCUCUUACCCUGUAUUUAUACAUGUGUAAUUACAUUAUAUUACAUCAGAUUCAACAUUACUGACAAUGACAUAAUAAACAGACACGUUCAGGCUUUUUACAUUAAGGAAGUAAUUUCGAAUGAAUCUGGUGUAGAAUGUAGUGUAUCGUAGGGUAAAUUGUGUUUUUUAAAUAUGCACAUUUGAUUGAUUGGUUGAUUGUUUCCUUCCCUUAGGAAUGUGUGGACCAGCUGGACCUCAGCAAGUUGUUAUCAAUCUCCAUGGAUGGUCCCAAUGUGAACUUCAAAGUCUUUGACCUUUUCCAGUCUGAUUACGCUGACCUCUAUGGGGGUUCUCGGCUCAUUUCUGUUGGAAGCUGUGGGUUACACACCUUGCACAAUGCCUUUAAAACGGGCUUCUCCAUGUGGCAAGUAGACAAGCUUCUUAAGGCCAUUCAUACAUUGUUACACAAUGUGCCAGCAAGGAGGGAAGACUAUGUGAAAACCACCAAGUCUACACUGUUCCCAUUGGCAUUCUGUGGACAUCGAUGGCUUGAAAACCUGCCGGUGGUCGAGAGAGCUUUGGGAAUCUGGUCAUCUCUGCUGGUGUACACAAAUGCUGUGAAGACCAAGCAGCUUCCACAUCCUGGUACUGCAAGUUUUGAUGUGAUUGAAGAUGCCCAGAAAGAUCCCCUGACUGUACCCAAGCUCCAGUUUUUCAGGAGUGUCGCCCAGUUAUUUGAUCCCUUUUUAAGGAAGUACCAGACUGAGGAGCCUGUGAUGCCUUUCCUUGGAAAAGACCUGGCAAAAUUGAUCAAGAGUCUGAUGCAUCGUUUUGUGAAACGAGAGGUCCUGCAGGACAUCACCACAGCCCAGCUUCCCAACCUGGACAUAGCUGAAAAGAAGAACUUGAUGCAGGUGCACUGUGUGGACAUCGGCUUGGGUGCUGAGGCGGCCCUCAAGGGGACACCAUUCUCCAACAGUUCGAUGCUGCGUUGUCUGUGGAGUGUAGGCAUGAAGAUUUCAUCUCCUUCCAGCCAAUGCAAGAGGCUAGACGUAUUCCUUCAUGGCUUCAUCAGCAAGGCAUACCCAGAGCUUUGGGCGUUUUGCCAGAAGCUAUUACUGCUAUCUCAUGGUCAGGCGUCUGUCGAGAGAGGCUUCUCUGUGAACAAAGAGAUCGAAACAGAGAAUAUGCAAGAAGACACAUUAGUCACACACAGGCUUGUUUGCGACUAUGUUGCAAUACAUGGGGGCGUUACCAGGGUUCCACUUACAAACGACUUGCUGAAAUCUGUCAUGGCUGCCAGAUCCAGGUACCGCUUGCAUUUGGACGAACAGAGGAAGAGGAAGGAGGCAGAGACACAAGGGAAGAAAAGGGCACACGCAGAGGAGCACUUACAAGACCUGAAAGUCAAAAGGGACAGUCUGCAUAAAGUCAUUGAGAGCCUUGGCAAAGACGCAGACGCGUUGGCGGAGGAAGCAGAGGGCAAGGCUGGGAGCAAAAUGGCCCAGCUCCUCUCUAAAUCAAAUGCUCUGAGGAGGGCUGCUAAAGACAAACUCUCCCAGCUUAAGAAUCUGGAGACCGAAAUUGCUACCAAAAGUGCAGAGCUAAGAAGCAUGUAGUGCUGCGCACUACACACACACACACACACACACACACACACAC